This is a messenger RNA of Rana temporaria (common frog), 4365 nucleotides long. RefSeq names its product protein NPAT. Lineage: Eukaryota; Metazoa; Chordata; Amphibia; Anura; Ranidae. Gene Ontology annotation, molecular function: protein binding; transcription coregulator activity. Bases 153 to 4154 code for a protein of 1333 amino acids. Gene Ontology annotation, cellular component: nucleus. The record is from RefSeq and is a predicted model, not a curated record. The transcript is spliced from 19 exons.
GUCGGGUGCGGAACUGAAGAGCGCAGCCGUGGUAGAAGGGGGGAAGGAUUAGAGUGUGCACCGCCGUGCAGCGCGGGAGAGCAGCGGAGAGUGUAGCGAUUGUUGGGGUCCUCGGCUGGUUUCUGGAUGACAGUCUCUGUCCGGGUACAGCCAUGCUGCUCCCUUCAGAUGUGGCCAGGCUAGUGCUGGGUUACUUGCAGCAAGAAAAGCUGUCAUCCACCUGCAGAGCCUACAUUGCAGAGUCACCCCACCUCAAGGAAUAUGCAGACCAUCACACGGAUGAUGGGGCCAUCCCAGGAUGUCUGCUGUCCGUCUUUGGAAAAAGUCUCACCACAAUCUUGAAUGAAUAUAUAACAAUGAAAGCUAAGGAGAAUGAAGCAGAUAUACCAUUCAUGAUGUCCUCUCUGUGGAAAAAACUUGACCACACUUUGUCUCAAAUCAGGUGCAUGCAGGAGUCUGCAGCAUUUCGAACUAAUCAGAGAGCCCGCACGAGAGAAGGGAUUAAUCAACGCAUGCGUCAGAAUAUUUUGACCUCCCCUCUGGCUGUUUCAGGUUCAUCAGUGUCGCAACCUUUGGCACAACAGAUCUCUACACCUGUAUUGGCUACACAAUAUAUCCUGUGCCCUAUAAAUACCCCAGUUACCCCACAGUCAGGCAGCAGUAUGACAACCGUUGGGCAAUCUGCUUUGCCAAGCAGUAUCCCUACCACCACCACCAAAACUACUCGGACUGUUACUGUAGCUUCAGCUCCAAAAAAGCUGGCAACUACAGCUACUGCAGCUACUUCAUCUCCAAUGAGACGCAAACCAGACACUCAGAGGAGGAGAAGAAUGGCACCCAUAAGCAACUUGGCAGCGGAAAAAGAAACCUCUUUAGAUAUUGAUUCCAUUCAAGGGCUUAUUGAUGACGACUUUCCACAACUAGUUAUAGAAAAUGCCCGGGAUAAGAUCUUGAGUAACAAAAGUCUUCAAGAGAAGUUGGCAGAUAACAUUAACAAGAUCCUUGCAAGUGAUUGUGCCGCUCAAACCUCCAAACAAGUAGAUGGUACCGCUGUUGAUCAAGAUGCCUCUAUUGAUGAAAUCCUCGGGCUCCAGGGAGGAGAGAUUCACAUGAGUGAGGAGGCUAUAAAUGAUAUCUUGGUUCAGACUGAACUUGACCCAGACUUCCAGGGGCUCUAUGAUCUGUUUGCUUGUGUUUCAUCCAAAGCACCAAAAGGUACUCCUCGUGACCCUCCAUCAUCCCUAAAUGUAGAAACUAAGACAAGUGGCAGUGAGAAAAGAAAACAGAAUGUUGUGGAAGAUGCAAAUUCCAGAGAGCGAGCCGGAAAUAAGAUGGAUGAUUGCCUAAGGGAGAGCGAGACGGAUAACUCCUUGUUAAACAAUUCUGAUGCAGGGACACCUUUAAAAGACGAAGCAGAUAGAAGCAGCACUAUGCAACAAACAUGUGUGAAUGAGUCCACCGCUUCAGGGAGUCCCAAGGUUCACACACAGUCUUCUGAGUUGGUCAUCUGCAUGGAGAGUUCUGUUAGUGAGGUAGUAAUUGAGAGCAGCGAGGACUUGCAUCAGACUGAAUUGGAGACCUCCUACACACAACCCCAGGAUGUUGAAAUGGAGAAUAUUUCUCUAACAAAUGAAGGUACGGAGGAUUGCUGCUUCAUUGUAGAGGACAUCUUACCACAGGCCCCAAUGAGUCCAGAGAAAUCUGAACCGACAAAUAUGUGUUCAAAGGACUCAGAAAAUGAGGAACCAUCAGAAGGGGCCACCAAUGAGAAGCUGUUGGAUAAGUCACAAGAAGAACAAGAGGGUAAUAAGAGCAUAGCAGCUUCACAACCAUCUACAAUUGCUCCCCAGGGCAACACCUUGUUAGUUCCAGCUCCAGCGCUCAAUUGUUCUGGUGCACAGGACGAGAGGGAUCAUCAACCAGUCGAGGCCUCCAAAAUAAGUCCUUUGAAUAAACUUGCUAUUGAUGCAAAAGAUAAGCAAGAGAAAGAAAAUGACUCUGGAAAAUCUAUUGAAAAGGACACAGAAUUGCAAAAGCCCUCUGUGAAUGUUGCCCCUUCACCAUGCCAUGAACAGAACAGCUUGGGUCCUGAGAUGGAACCUUCCAUUGCUGAAAUUACUGUACCUAGUAGCAGCCAGGCAGCUGUAGAUCCCUCCACUAUUGUUACACUUAACCUAAUUGCCGAGGACUAUCCAGAAGAGGCAGAAUUAAAUAAUGCUGUCAGAAGCAUUCAUGAAGAAAAUUAUCCAACUAUUAUAUUGUCACCUUUAGUGAAAAGUCAAGAAAUUAGAAGGAUUGGCCCGUCACAAAAUGGUUCUGGAGAUUUAAUGGAGUCUUCUGUUGUGGGAGAACAAUGUCCGCUGCUGGCUACAUCUAGUGAUGGUUCAAUUAACACCAUUAAUAUUCCAAAUGGAGAUGGUACUGUUUAUGCCGUCUCUGGGACUUCUACUACCACAGAUGGGAGUGUCAUACAGCUGGUGACGACCUCCAGUUCAACGUUCGCACCCUCCAAUAGUCUUUUUAUAAGUUCAUGUGUUGCAAGUAAUGUUCCAUCCAAACAGCCCAACAUCAUAAGGGUUUCAAAUAGUUCAGCUCCAAAUAGCAGCCAGACACAAGCAGGUCUUUUCCAAACUCCUCCUCGACCUGGCAGCAUGUACACCAUUGGACAAGCCAUAUCGCCAAAGCUUUCUCAAGGCUCCACAAUCAUCCUCGCUUCCCCUGUUCAGCCAGUGUUACAGGGGGUUAUGAGCAUGUUCCCGGUCUCAUUGGUUGGUCAGAGUGGCAGCAAUUUUACCACACAGCCACAUCAGAUUUUGCAUGUUCCGGUUUCUAAACCUGUGGUUCCUAAACUUCCUCUGCCUCCGAAGUUUCAGAAGUCUCUACCCAAACCGUCAGCAAACACAGCGUCCCGUCCCGACGAGCUCGCACGCAGAAGUGAACGCAUACGUAAAUCAUCGUCCAACCCAGCAGCUGAUUCCAUAAGCCGACCCUCCAGCUUGGUGCAGAGAGAAAAUGAGGAAAAGAAUUCCACCUCCGAGAUUCAGCAGAAAGCCAAGGAAAGCUCCGUACCAGAGGCGUUAAAUACCGUGUCCAAGUCAGUGGAAGCCCAUAGGAGAGUGCUUUGCUUUGACGGGUCUUCAACACUGUUUAUUGCUAAUUCUUCAUCUUCGUCAAAUGAAAAAAGCCGAAAGGACAAGAAUGACACAAUACAAAAUGAUUUGGCCUCCACAGAAGCUGUAUCUUCUAAAAUUAGCGUGUCCAAAGAAACAAAAAAAAAUGAAAGAUCAGCUCCUUCGUUGGGGAAGAGUUUCAGGGUGGAUCAGACGAUUGCACAAGCAAAAGAUCAACCUGGGGAAAAAAGGGCCACAAGUUUAGGUGGUGCAUAUGGCGUCAACAAGGAGAAUGUGUUGAAGGUAGGAACACAAAUUCACCCAGCAGGCCAAAUAGACAAAAAAACUACGUCAAGUCAAGAUAAUUUACGCACAGAGAAAAAUUUAAAACCACCUCAGGAUCCUGUAAGAAAACAUACUUCAUUACCUAAUAUUCUGAGGAAGACACCACAAAAAGUGUCCUCGGAAAGGGUCUGUUCUACAAGCCCUCUAGCAAAACAAGCUAGUCAGCUCUUGCAGGACAUGCAGUUUCAUAGUCCAAAUUCACUGUCUGCUGAAGAUGUACCACCACGAACACCAGGAAGAGGAUAUGAGGACAAGGUCACAGAUAAUUCUGACCACACACGGACUCCAACAUGUCGGCGUUACAAUGAGGAUGGAGGGACACCCAAACCCAUGAUGCCUCCUGCAACGCCAGACAUGCCUACAUGCAGUCCUGCCAGUGAAGCUGGUAGUGAGAACAGUGUCAAUAUGGCUGCCCACACGCUAAUGAUACUGUCUAGGGCCUCUAUUGCAAAGACUAGCAGUAGCACACCACUGAAGGACAACACCCAUCAAUCAAAACCAUCCAAAAGUACUGCAAAGAAAAGAAGGCUUGAGGAUUCUGAUGAACAUGAACGGCGAUCACAUAGAAAAGAGCUUCUAAGCCCUUCAAGCUCUCAGAAAAAGAAAAAAAUGAAGAAGCAGCGGAAGAAGAGCGCAGACAAUUUCCCAACUGGAAUGGAUGUGGAAAAAUUCUUAAUGACCCUUCAUUAUGACGAGUAAUUUUGGACUCUGACAUCAACCUGCACGAAGUACCUUAUAGCAGCAGACGUUGUAAACAUUAUGUGUAGAUAUGUAUGUAAAUAAAACUGUGACUUCUAGAGGGUCACAGGUUUUGUAAUAUGAAGGCACUUGCUUUGUUGCUGCCAUGUUUGUUUGAGCUGUAUAUAUUGUAUACUUGUGACAAGCAGUUGGAAAAAAAACGCAGAAGUAC